Frankliniella occidentalis (western flower thrips) is the source of this 2733-nucleotide messenger RNA. RefSeq names its product peroxidase. The transcript has 10 exons. Gene Ontology annotation, molecular function: heme binding; peroxidase activity. The record is from RefSeq and is a predicted model, not a curated record. Gene Ontology annotation, biological process: response to oxidative stress. Lineage: Eukaryota; Metazoa; Arthropoda; Insecta; Thysanoptera; Thripidae. The annotation marks the transcript as partial.
CGCCCACGCCCGCCGCCAGUGGCCACCUACCUGCAGCCGGGGCACAACUUCCUCCAGGCCACUGGGUAUGGAGGCGCCGAGCUGCACCCGCUGGCGGCCGGCCCGAGGCCCGAGUGCGUCGCCGCGCCCGCCGCCUGCACCAACAACAAGUACCGCACCCUCGACGGCUCCUGCAAUAACCUGAGGAGGCCGUCGUGGGGGAUGGCUGGCACCCGGUACGCCCGCCUCGUGCCCGCCAAGUACGCCGACGGCAUCCACGCGCCCCCGGUGUCCGUGACGGGCCAGCCGCUGCCCUCCGGCCGCGCCAUCUCGGUCGUGCUCUUCCCGGACGUGGACAUCAAGGACAAGCGCUGGACCCUCCUCACCAUGCAGUGGGGCCAGAUCAUCACCCACGACAUGUCGAUGGCCAUGGGCAACACGCAAGCCAAGCCGUACGCGACCGAGUGCUGCUCGCCGGACGGCUCCGUGGCCCUGCCGCCCGAGCGCGCCCCGGGCGUCUGCUACCCCAUCCUCAUCCCCAGGAACGACCCCGUGUUCGCGCCGCACCGCCAGGGCUGCAUGAACUUCGUGCGCUCCACGACGGACGCAAUGCAGGGCUGCGGCUCCGGCUACGAGCCCGCCGAGCAGCUGUCUACCGUGACCUCGUACCUGGACCUGUCGCUGGUGUACGGCUCCAGCCAGGCGCUGUCCGACAUGCUGCGCGAGUUCCGCGGCGGCCGCAUGGUCGUCGAGGUGCGCCGCGGCCGCGAGUACCCGCCCGCCAACCCCAACCGCACCGAGGUCUGCGACGGCGAGGGCCCCGGCGAGGCCUGCUACCUGGCCGGCGACGUCCGCGUCAACCAGAACCCGCAGCUGACGCUGCUGCAGGUGAUGCUCCUCCGUGAGCACAACCGCGUCGCCGGCAUCCUGGCGCACCUCAACCCGCACUGGGACGACGAGACGCUCUUCCAGGAGGCGCGCCGCAUCUGCAUCGCCCAGUACCAGUUCAUCUCGUACCACGAGUGGCUGCCGCUGUUCCUCGGCGGCGACAACCUGCGCCGCCACGGCAUCCUGUACAAGGCGCAGGGCCACAUCAACGACUACCGCGAGGAGGUCGAGCCCAGCGUGCUGCAGGGCCACGCCACCGCCGCCUUCAGAUACUUCCACUCGCUCAUCGCCGGCCAGCUCGACCUAGUGCAGGAACACCGCAACUCGUACGGCGCGCUGAGGUUCAGCGACACGCUCAACCGGCCCGCCGUCCUGGAGCAGGGCGACGGCCUCGACGACCUGGGCCGCGGGCUGACGACGCAGCCGGAGCAGGCCUCGGACCAGUGGUUCACCAGCGAGAUCACCGACUUCCUGUUCCGCUCCGGCCGGCCCUUCGGCCUCGACCUGCGCGCCAUCGACGUGCAGCGCGGCCGCGACCACGGCCUCGCCUCCUACAACGACUACAGGCAGUUCUGCGGCCUCAAGCGGGCGCACUCGUUCCACGACUUCCAGGACCAGAUCAGCCCCGAGAACAUCGAGAAGCUGGCCUCGCUGUACCCGCACCCCGACGACGUCGACUUCACGGUGGGAGGCUCGCUGGAGCGCCACGUCCCGGGCACCGAGGCCGGGCCCACCUUCAACUGCCUGCUCAUGGAGCAGUUCUACCGCACCAGGGUCGGCGACAGGUACUUCUUCGAGAGCGGAAACAGCCCGUACCCCUUCACGCCAGAGCAACUGGACGAGAUCCGAAAGUACAGCCUGGCCCGCCUCAUCUGCGAGAACUCGGACAACAUCCAGGCCAUGCAGCCGCAGGCGCUCAACUUCCCCGCCCACGACAAUCCUCUGACGCCCUGCGACCAGCUGCCGUCACCCGACUACCGGGCGUGGCAGGAGGCGGGCCCGGCGCCGCACUACUCGUCGUACUUGGGCAGAAAGUGAGCGCCGAGUCGAGUGUCACCUCUCGCACCCAGCGGGGAAAUAAAUCAGGGGGAAAUGAAAUGAAUGCGCGUGUCUUUAGUGCGGGAGGUGAGUUAGGAAAGGGGGUGUUUUUCGUCAUGUUCGAUGCCAUUAUUUUACUCCUUGCUGUUGGUGAAAUUAAAAGUUGGACUGUUGCGGCAGAUGGGCUUUACCCAACUGUGUGCGCCUUGUUGCAAAACUUUGUCAAUUCGAGUUGAAAAAAUGCGAAAAUGGGUAUUUAUUUCUUGCUGUAGGAUUUGAUUUCCGUUGCACUGAGCGAAUGUUACAAAACAAGACAAAGUUGAACGCAGGGCGUUGUAAAUAAUGUAAUGUAAAUUAUAUGAAAGCCAUUUUUAUGUUAAAUAUUCUUGAUUAGACGUUUAAGACAUUUUUUACCAUUUCAUCCAUCAUCAAAUCAAUACCUCUUCAUUAUACGACGAACUUCAAAAGAUUUGCCUUUCUUUAUCUUACAAUCUGGAUACUAUUCAUUGUAAGACCAGGGCGGUAAGUCUCUUGAAGUUCCAACGUGAUUUUGGUGGAUUAUCGAGUUACCAGAGUGCGCUUAUCACCUCUCUCUCCGUCGUGUAUGUAUAUUUGAACUUCAUUUAUAUCGCCAGUUUAAGACAAAUUUUUACUCAAAUUUCACGAUCUAACUAUAACUAUUUCUCUAUGUCUAUAUCGAGUGUAGCUAUGGUGCACCUAAAAAUCUCCCCAUUGAACCAUAUGCGUCUUGACUCUGUAAAUCUUGCGUUUCGGCGCAAGGUGUAUACUGUAUAUUUUUGUCGUAAAUAAAUCAUAUUUUAUUACGUA